GUGACACAAAAAGCUCCCGCUUGGAGCCGAGCGCCUAGCGGCGGUGUCCGACCGGGAGCGCCGAGGGCGGCGGGCAGGUGGGGCGCCUCCCGAAGGACCGAGCCGGGAGCCGGGGCUGCAGGCGCCGACGCCGCGCUCCCCGCGCCCGCCCCGCAGCCCGCCGCGCGCGUCUGGCCGAGCGGGUGGCGGGCGCGCCGGGACCACCCCGCGAUGCUGCCGCCGCCGCCGCCGCCGCCGCCUCUGUAGGGAGCGCCCGAGCCCGUUGCAAUGAGAGAAAUGAACACACUUGAGUAUGCUCUAUGUCCGUGAGCUCCCCAGUCACCUGACGACUUUGGAAAGACAAGAAGGAAGGCGUGGGAGUGCCGGCCCCUGAACACAAGCUCCUUGCCCUUGGCCUUGGCCCUCCUGCUUCCCGGCCACAGGCACGGCCGCGAUGGAGACGCUCUCCCAAGAUUCCUUGCUGGAAUGUCAGAUCUGUUUCAACUACUACAGCCCCCGGCGAAGGCCCAAGUUGCUGGAUUGCAAACACACCUGCUGCUCGGUGUGCCUCCAGCAGAUGAGGACAAGCCAGAAGGACGUGAGGUGCCCCUGGUGCCGGGGCAUCACCAAGCUGCCCCCGGGCUUCUCCGUGUCGCAGCUCCCCGACGACCCUGAGGUCCUUGCGGUCAUCGCCAUCCCGCACGCGUCCGAGCACACCCCCGUGUUCAUCAAACUUCCCAGCAAUGGGUGCUACAUGCUGCCCCUGCCCAUCUCCAAGGAGCGAGCGCUGCUGCCAGGAGACAUGAGCUGCCGCCUGCUGCCCGGGAGCCAGCAGAAGGCCGUCACCGUGGUGACCGUCCCCGCCGAGCAGCAACCUCUGCAGGGCGGGGCGCCGCCAGAGGCGGGGGAGGAGGAGCCAGACAGGCGGGGUGUGGCGAAAAGUUCCACCUGGUCUGGGGUGUGCACUGUGAUCCUGGUGGCCUGCGUCCUUGUCUUCCUGCUGGGCAUCGUGCUACACAACAUGUCCUGCAUUUCCAAGCGCUUCACUGUGAUCUCCUGUGGCUGAACAGGGCUGCAGGGAAGUCUCUCGUGGGUGCCCACUCGGGGUUGAGCAGGUGUUGGUGAUGGGAUCGCAGCGAGAAGAUGGGGGGCGACGCUGAUCAUUUGGUGCCAGCCAUGGCCUCUGGGCUACUGCUUGGUUAACUGGAGACAGACACGAAGGGCAGACGUGAGGUCUCAGCGAGAUACCGGGCAAAUCGUUCUGAGUGUUGGUGGCAACAGCUUCGAAGACGAUUGCAUGCAUCCUCAUAAUCAUUUAUUAAAUGGACUGUAAUUUAUGAUUUGUCAAAAUCGUGUUACGAGAUAGACCUAAUCUACUUAGACGUUAAACCGUGCAAGUGCAUACAAUGUGAUCUUCUCUAAAUGUGGUAGAUUAAAACAGAGAUGCUUAUGUAUAUAAGUAGAAUUAAACCUGAGAAUCCACGUAAAAAUUCAGCGAUGACAUGCAGUGCUGGUUUCUUUCCCCUUUUUAAUGGAAAUCCAGUCUUCAUUUAGUUGCUGAGGCUUUUUAUACUUUUUGAAUGGCACUCAAAUGAAAAUAAGUGAAGUGGACGGUCAUUUUUUUUGGAGAAAACGUCUGAACAAGUGUUUCCAGUGUGUUGUGUUUUGUUACAUACCUUCAUUUUUCUUCCCUUGUAAUUAGAGCUCGCUAUGUGUUUUUUGAACUGAAAGCCCAACAGGGGAGCAAUAAACUGAGUAAUAGUGAGAAAUGCCUAAUCCCACAGGAACCCCAUAUGCCAAUUUUUCUCAAGCCAUCUCAAGAAAUAAGAAUUUUAAAUGUAAAUAUUGUGUACUUGUAUGUGUGUUCAUGUGUAUGUGUGUCAUUUGACUUACCUCAGGUUUUGAAUCUUUUCAGAAGAAUCCCAGGAGUAAGACUUUGUGGGCCUGAAUGAGUCCAGGGUCUGACUCGGUGGCCACCUCUUGGGCACCGGGAUCUGCCCAGUGAAGUGUCGCAUACCCGUCACUUCCAACAUUUGCUCCUCUUCUGUGUAUUCAAGUCCUGUAUUCUGUGAGGCACAAAUGGAAAGUAACAGAAGAUUCUGUCUUUUCUCCCAGUUUGGAGGUAUUGUAAUAGACGUGAGCGUUGUUCAUCGAUGACAAACCUGGACUGACAUUUUAAUAGACAGUCCAUGAUUGCUUUUUGAAAGAUGUUCCGUGAAAGUUAAACCAUUAGGAUUCCAGUUUCUUCUUGUUGGUAUAAGUGAGAAAAUCUCUUGUAUUUCAAAAUAUGUUUUUAUUGAGAAAAGUGACAAGAUAAACUAACAACUCACAUUCCCAAUCUAAGUGGAUCAGUUCAUCAUAAAUUCUCAAAUACUCUUAAGUGUGCAGUGGUCUACAGACCCUGGUGAAGAAAGGUCUGCUGGCGUUAAGUGGUAAAUUCCUGUGCCUGGAUGUGUGUGUGUUCAGAAAAAGCUGUGAGCUUUACAAUUCUCUUCUAAUUUCUUUUAUGGAAUUCAUGAAGCAAGUGUAUUUGAGAGCUCAAAGUAGAAAUCAGGUUAAAAUGCCAUUUUAUUGUGUAAGCUAUUGGGCAUUAUACAACAAAUAAUCUAGGAUUUAUUUGGUAUUAACAAUUUAGGUAUCAUAUUAGCUGAAUACUAUUCUCUAUUACGUAACAUAAUGUACUGUUGGGUUAGUGUUGAUUUCUCAAACUCUGCCAGGCUGCCGUGAUGCAUGUCUGACCUAAUUUCUAUUCCUCUCGGAGGAAAAAACCCCACAGGAAAUGUUGCAUUAAGAAUGCUACAUUUCAAAUGGACUUGACCCUUGCAAUUUUCAGCCAGGCCAUAUUUGAGUUAAUUUUGUGAAUGAUAUCUACAUCUGUUUAUGUACAGUAUGAAAUGACUGGCCCUGUAGUGUAGUAUGUCCUAGAGUUCUACGUGUUAAGUAGGUUGUACAUAGACACUAAUGUGCGUGGUGAUAGAGCGCCCUGUGUUUCUUAGUGCAAAGCCGUAGAGUAAAAAUGUCCACGUAACUUAAAAACUAUCCCAUGCUAGAGCUGCAGUGAAGCAGUGCAAAAUUAAUCGGCUCUGUGAUAGAUUCUUGACUUUACAAUUUAAGGUAACAGUAACACCAAAAUCAGAAUUUUGUGUGUGCAUCUUACUGACCUAAGAAAUCUUGUUUAAAUGGAUUCUGCCUGCAGUUAUUUGUGCAUUGCUUGUUAAAGUGUGCAGUUGUGCACACGUGUGUGUGUGUGUUUGUGUGCGUCCUAUCUCAGCCUGCAGAUAGAAUUUUUGUAGACUUGAUGUUUUCAUGCUAGUUGGCAUCCCAUCCUGCUGGCCUCUUCUGGCAUUUCCCCACGACACUAGCAAUUCAUCUACCCCGUGUGACAAAAGUCCAGUGACACAAUCAACCGGAAUUCACAGUUGCACAUCAAUGAAAAAAAUCACAACUGAAAGCACAGAAAUUCAGAGCUGAAAGCAACCUCUGGUGGCUUCAUUUUGUACAUGAAUCCAUGGAGGCCCACAGAGGUAUGUGGCCCCUUAUAAUUCUGCAGCAAAAGGGAGACAAGAACUACAUUAUAGUUUCUCUUGCUCCUUCCUAGGCCUGUUGAUAUCUCUAUUGGGCUAUGGUCUUUUGGAGAGUGGAUGAAUUCCCUUAACUAAAUAGUGUUUUAGUUUUUUGUUUUUUGUUUUUUAAAUAUAUAUAUCUGUUUUAGUUAGCAUCUACCUUUCUGGGAAAUGAAAGGAGGGUUGAUUUAAGGAUGAGUAUAGACAUUUAAGAAAGAUGAUGUGAUUUGAAUUUUUAAAAUUGCAAACCAUUUGCCCCCCCCGUUAUGUAAAGGACAAUGAGUGUUGUGUAAAUAGUAAACUUUAAGAAGCAUGAUUCUCUUCUUUAUUAAUGAUCUUGACAUAAGCGCGAGAAUGCUUAAUAUGUUACGUAGAGCCAACCGAGUAUGCUCUCAAAAAGCAUUGUCUUUGGGAGAUUUUUGUAUAAUGACCUGGGGCGUAAGUUGUGAUGAAAAGGCAAAUUGGUUCUCCGUUUCAGUCAUACUUUAUGACUAGAAAGCUAAAAGGUAUUUUCUUUAAGAAUAUAAUUAAGUUCAGUCUCGAGCGUGACUUAAAAGUAGGUCCAUUGAAGGUUAACCCAUGUGCUGGUGCAGCCUUUGAGAUCUAGUCUGUUCAAUAGAUCUUUCUCCAAUGAUGGAAGUGUUCUAUGACCUUUGCGGUCCAAUAUAGUGGCCACUGGCCACAUUGGCUAGUGGGCAGUUGAAGCGGGGUUAGUACGACUGAGGAACUGGAUUUUGUAUUUUAUUUCAUUUUAAGUUAUUUAAACAUAGUCACUCACUUUUGGCUGUGGCCACCAUAUCGGAUCGUGUAAUUCUGGAGGGUUGCACAGUAGGAUCGAACAUGAGAGUGUUAACAGAGUAAGGCUAGGAAGACAGUUUGUGGUUUAGUAACAUGCAGUUGGCUAAAAAAAAUCCUUUCUGGGCUUAAAAAGUAGAUCUCAAGUAUGACGAUUAAAAUUCAUUGAUUGAAAAAAUAAAAUUCAUCGAUUGCCCUUUGGGGUUAUUACUUCCAGACUUUGGGCCAAAGAAUGGUCAGUGAAGCUUAAAGAGUGUUUUAUGAAGCCCCUUUUCUGGGAUCAGUAGCUGCAUGUGAAUCGAUUGUCCAGAAAUAGUAGUUAGACAGUAGCUGCAAAAACUUCUGACUCGCAAGCUACGCGUGACCCGUACUCUGAAACUGUGUUUAGGGUCUUAGGCCAAAAAGUAAAUGUUACAGAAAAACAAAACAAAACAAAAGCCUAAUGAAAUUCCUCUUCACUUCGAGCAUCUUACCCAGACUUCAUCACUGCAUGAGUAAGGUGUGAAAUGCAAGAGCAAUCAUGUUCUGCAGUGUUCAUAGAGGGUUUUUGUUUGCCCCUGAAGUCUGCCGGCUCGUCGUCGUGUUUGGUGUGGGCACAUGUGGGCAUCCUUUUUCGAAUACCAGACUACAACAGAGGUACUAUUUUUAGAGUGAGAUUGGACACUUGUCGUCUUGUUUGGCUUUUCCUUUUAUCCCUUGUCCCUGAACAAACUGCCAAUUUGCAGCCUUGCACAAAGACAUGUUUUUUUUUUUUUACAUUAAAAAACGUUGCCCAUGGAAUUUAAAGACUUGAGGGUUGUUAAAGUUACUAAAAUUGCUUUUUAAGUGAGUAAAGGAAAGCAGAAAAUUCAGUUUGAGGUAUAUUUUCAUAGAAAGAUGAGACUCUUCCUGGUACUAUGGUAUUUAUUAUGGUCUAGAUUUUGAUUUGAAGAGUUACCGUUGCUUUAUUUGAAAUCCUGUACUGUGUCAAAAUUGGCUAGUCUGCUUUUCAUUGUUGCUGAAUGUAACGUAAACAUGCAUUUGUGUCAAUUUAGCAAAACCUGGUGAAUUUUUUUUCUAGAACUUGUCAGUGGGCAUGACCUUUUUAGCUUUUAAAAUUGCUUAAUUCUUUUUUUUUGCCAAAAUGGUAGUUUUUCUUUAGACUUAAGAGGAAUUUAGAGGUCCAGAGGUUAUUGGUAUGAGAGGAGUGAUAUCGAAAAGGUUUGAAUUUCUAUCUUCUCCUAAAAGAAUGAUGCUGCCAAUCAGUCAGCGUUUUGUUUCCACACAAGUCGUGUCACCCAUCAGUUGAUCUGUCAUCCUUGACCUGGAAGGAGAGACUGUUCCUUGCCAUUUUCAUCACUCCCAGUAAAAGAUCACUUACAAUAUAACCCUUACCAAAACAGAAGCUCCAAAAAAGAAUGAAGGAAUCAAGAAAAUUCAGUAACUGUUGAAAGUAGUAGUCUAUCUCAAAAGCAAUGAAGAUCAGUUAAAUAUUAUUAAGCAUGAAAUACUUCUAAAAAAUAAGUGGAAAUUCAAGCCACUGAUUUUUUUUUUCUGACACGAUUCACUAUAUAUAGAUACACAUAUCUCUGUCUCAUAUAGGUAUAGACAUAUAGGUAGAUACACACACAUGACUUAGCUGUAGCAGGAGUUAAAAAAUCAAGUAAAAAAUAUUGUUAGUCAUGUUUUCCAAUUUGUGGGUUAUAUAAUGUUGAAUUUAGAUAUUAAUUUCUUAACAAAUGCUAUGGGCUGCAUACAUUAUAUCAAACCAACCACCUUUGGAAAUGUCUAGAUGAAUAAACCCCUGAGACUUCAAGCAUAUGAAGAGGUGGGUUCUACUGUAUACAUUUUAUUGGAAAGCCAUUGAUGAUCGAAGAACAUAAGCAGGUGGGGCAUUUAAUUUCUGUCUUUCAAAUGCCUUGUUUUUUGGCUCUGUUCAGGCAUCAUGGGUGGAGUACCAUUAUUCCUGAACUCUUGCAGCAUGGCUCCAGUUUUUCAGCACAAGUUUACUUGCACAGUUGGACCAAGGGAUUUUUUUUUUUUUUUUUUUCAGGAUUCACUGCCUGGGGUAUCCCACUAUGUAUAUCUCACUUAUGAUGUAGUGGUGCUUGAAAACACUCAUCUCGCUAGCUGGACUUUAUUAUUCUAGUCUAAGAUUUUUGAUAUGAUUCAUGUUAUGAUCUUUUUAGGGACAAUCAGUAAUAUUUGGGGCAAAGUACAGAGGAGUCUCUUGAAGUCUGCAACAGCAUGCAUUUUCUUUGUUUUUCCGGGGGUGCUCUCUUAUAGGUGUCCCUGUUCUUCUAGAACGCUGCUCUAAAUUCAUCACUAUGGGCUGUAGGGCUAGUAGCCUGUGUGACAAUUUUCUGUAUUCUCCCUGUGAGUUACUGGGUUAUUCCAACAAGAGUUUUCCAAAGGGGAUGUUCCAUUUUUAAUUUGACAUUUGCUUUUUGAGAAUCUGGAAGUAGACGAUUGAAUGUGAGGGUGGUAAAGUUGCAUGGGCUGUAAGAAGGCGGAAAAAGAGGAGGAAGACGUCCCCUUGAAGGGGAGCAAGGUUCGACCUCAAUCGGUGUCAUCUCUAUUUAAAUGGGAGGACAGAGUAGCUGCUGUGGUUGAGGAAACCCUGGUCUGAUUUUUCUGGCUGAACGACAGAUCUGUGGGAGCAGUGGAGAUGUGGCCUCAGGUCUAUAGCAAUAGAGAGAUGUGCUCAAGACAGUGAGAAAAUAGUUGCAUAAAAGGAGAGAAAUCUGUAAUGGGAACCUGGGUCGAGAACAAAAUAUAUAGGAGCUGAAGGUCAGUCGUGGCAGAAACCAGCUGAAGAAAGAAACACAAGGACGGCUAGGAAUAACUUAGACAAGCACAAUUAAAUCCCAGAUGUUUAAGUUGAAGACCUAUAGGGAAUGCGCUCGGCCAAUGAGAGGAUCCAAGGAGGGCCCCCCUGGGUUGUCCACACGCUAGACAAUCUCAGAGCCUGCUCUAGAGUUGGUUGCUGAGUCAUUACAGAUAAACUCUAAUAACACCCUCUUAGCAGUGGAAUGCAAUGCCCAUGCCUGUGGAUGUAUCCCGACUUGAGUAGGUUGAUGCUCUUGGGAAGACUCGUUCAAGAAUAUUUUGGUUUUCAAUCCUGGUUGUUGUCAUUUAUUAUAUUUUCUUUAUUUGACCACAUGUUCCUGUUUGCUUCACUUGACACUUGCAGGAGGGGAGGCUGGUGUCAGCUUGGGGUGGAUGCAGACUUCCCCAUCAUAAGCCAUGCGGCUGCUCUGGAGGGUUCCUGCCGAUCUUCCAGGUCCACUGGUGGGUUCCCUGGCCCUCUUGAUAACUAAUACUCCAGUCAGAUGGCUAGAUUAAUGCUGCUCAGAGGCUAACUCAAGUCCUUGACAUGUUUCAUUCACAAUUAUGUAGAUUAUUUAUUUUAGGAGCUUUUCUUUUAAAGGGCCAAAUAGCCCUACAAAUAAAUGAGCUGCUGGGCUGUGUAGAAAAUAUUGUUCAAAUGUUGCCAAAUAAUUGACUUUGUAAGGGGGAUAUCAAGCUGCUGUUUAUAAAUCUGAAUGUCUUAAAAGCAUUCUUGCUUGCUCUCUCUGGUGUAGAUGGUGUCUUAGCAAGUCCUGAGUUUUUCCAAUGAACCCAAUUUUAAUAUAUGGUAUUUUUGUAUGCCAAACUGGUGUCUUGUCCUUUGUAUAUGUGGUAAUGUUGAUUUUAUGACUACUGUUAAAACACAUUUGCUAUGAUUAAAAUUCAUAAAACGAUUUCAAAUAGACUCACGCGUUGGUU
Messenger RNA from Mirounga angustirostris (Northern elephant seal), 8084 nucleotides. RefSeq names its product ring finger protein 152 (gene RNF152). The transcript is spliced from 2 exons. Gene Ontology annotation, cellular component: lysosome; lysosomal membrane. The record is from RefSeq and is a predicted model, not a curated record. Gene Ontology annotation, molecular function: ubiquitin protein ligase activity. Gene Ontology annotation, biological process: cellular response to amino acid starvation; negative regulation of TORC1 signaling; protein K48-linked ubiquitination. The coding region runs from base 434 to 1045 and encodes 203 amino acids. NCBI's taxonomy places the organism in Eukaryota, Metazoa, Chordata, Mammalia, Carnivora, Phocidae.